AUGUCUUCAUUCAUGAACAUGCCCAUCCAUCCUCCACCAGCUGGUCAAGGCAAUAACACCUCCCUUCCGAAGCAACCUUUCUCUCGCUUUGCAUCCGCUUUGGUGAGCCCUUCUGCGAACAUCAACUCGAUGUCGCCUGCGUCACCACCGGCUGCGUACUCCUUAGGCCGCACAGAAAACUCCCUGACUACACAAAUUGCACAAGCUCCUUCUCCGAGCACACCAAAUUCCAAGUGUCGAUGUAGCCAUGGUAAUGGGUACUAUGAUGACGGGGAGAUGACUCCCAAACAACGUUCAGAGGCCGAAAAAAGGGUCAUUGACGAGAUUGGCGGCCUCUUCUGCGAUUGCGGCAAGUUUUUUGCCGGCAAAUACGCAAAGACCAACCUGACCCGCCACCUUCGCGAGCAAGGCACUCGCCUCCGAUGCACCUAUUGUCAGAGCGAGUUCGCUCGUCCCGGAAAUCUCCACAACCAUAUCCUAGAGAAGCACCCGCAGCAGGUGUGCACACAUUGCGGCAUGGUCCCUCCUCAGCGGUUCAAGUGUCCAAAAUGCUCGCGGGUCUUUCAGACCAUGGACGAUCUGCACCGACACUUGCACACGAAACAUCGCAAUGAUCGCUAA
Molecule: messenger RNA, 621 nt
Organism: Fonsecaea nubica
Lineage: Eukaryota; Fungi; Ascomycota; Eurotiomycetes; Chaetothyriales; Herpotrichiellaceae
Exons: 2
Coding region: 1-621 (206 amino acids)
Source: RefSeq, a predicted model, not a curated record